GUUGGCAUCCCGGGCGCGGGUGGCCCAACUGUCGCUGCGGGCGGGAGCGGCGCCAUGCAGGAUCCCAAUGAAGAUACAGAAUGGAAUGAUAUAUUAAGAGAUUUUGGGAUUCUGCCUCCAAAAGUUGAGCCAAAAGAUGAAACCGAAGAAAUGGCUUUGCGCUUACAGAAAGAAGCAGAAGUGAAACCAUAUGAAAGCAUGACUCUAAAUGAAUUAGAGGAAGCUGAAGAUGAGUUUGAUGAAGAUGAUAUGAAAGCUGUUGAAAAAUAUAGGCAACAGCGCUUACAAGAAUGGAAAUCUCUUCAGAAAAGACAAAAAUAUGGGGAGCUGAGAGAAAUUUCUGGAGACCAGUACAUUAAAGAAGUUACAAAUGCUCCAAAGGAUGUGUGGGUUAUAAUUCAUCUGUAUAGAUCAAGCAUACCCAUGUGUGUACUGGUUAACCAACACCUCAACCUGCUAGCCAGAAAGUUUCCAGAAACCAAGUUUGUGAAAGCUAUUGUGAACAGUUGUAUACAAAACUACCAUGACAGCUGUCUACCCACAAUAUUUGUAUACAAAAAUGGUCAGAUAAAAGGCAGACUUAUUGGAGUUACUGAAUGUGGAGGAACAAAUCUUAAACUAGAAGAACUUGAAUGGAAGUUAGCAGAAUCUGGAGCAAUUAAAACUGACUUAGAAGAAGACCCAAAGAAGGAUAUUAUUAAUAUGAUGAUAUCUUCUAUUAGAAGCACCUCUGCUCAUGAAGACACCAGUAGUACAGGAAGUAAUACUGAUGAGACCAAGUGUUUCUUAAGUAGAAUGUUUUAAUGUAAGGAGUCUGCGCAGAUGUUUUUGUGUUGGUCAAAUAAAUAUUACUGAUUUAAUA
Molecule: messenger RNA, 862 nt
Organism: Gavialis gangeticus (Gharial)
Lineage: Eukaryota; Metazoa; Chordata; Crocodylia; Gavialidae
Gene: PDCL2
Product: phosducin like 2
Exons: 6
Coding region: 55-804 (249 amino acids)
Biological process (GO): protein folding
Cellular component (GO): cytoplasm
Source: RefSeq, a predicted model, not a curated record